CAGCGGAAGAGUUUCCAGACGAGCCUGUUUACCUGAGACACACACGUACACGCAUGUGGGAGAAAAGAUGGCUAGUGUAGUUGUGUGGAGCGUGCUGGAGGAAUGUGUAAAGAAAAUAAAUGCCAACACAGCCCAACCAGAGAGCUUUCUAAGCCUUCAAGAUGGAGUGGCAGCAGAUUUUACCUCUCUGACUAAGACCCUGUAUGACCUCCACAAAGGUCAGGAGCCUGCUGAUUAUAAAGGCAGCCCGUUGGCUCAGCUGGUGGUGGAAAACUUUGAUGAAGAGCAGAUCUGGCAGGAACUGGAGCUGCAGAACAACGCUGUACUGAAACACUUUAAAAAUGCAGCUGAUGAAGCUUUGUCAGAUGAGACAUUAACAGUGCUUGAAGAGAAAGAGACUAGUGCUGAGGAAGAAGUAGAGGCGGACGAUGAAAAUGUUGAUGAAGAAGAGGAGGAGGAGGAGGAGCCGACCAGGCAGCCUAAGAAAAUGGCUGUGGAGGCUGAGGACGGGGCAGAGGAUAACACAGAUGAGGACUCUGAUUUAGAUUUUGAUGUAGAUGCUCUGGAGAAGCGCGAGAAACGGAAGAAGGAGACUGGAAGGAAAGUCUCCAAAACAAAAGUGGUUCCCUCUGAGGUUGAUGAUACGUUCUUCAAACUAUCAGAGAUGGAGUCUUUUCUUGAUGUUAUGGACAAGCAAGAGGGAAAGGAUGAUAAGAACGAAGAUGAGCUAGACUAUUUUCAGGACCUGCCCUCCGAUGAUGACGACAAUCUCGACUUAGAGCAAGUCCUAUCUACCAAAAAGAAAAAGAAGAACACUGUAAAGAGCUCCAGGAAUCUCAAGUACAAGGACUUCUUUGAUGCUGUGGAUGGUGAACCAGCUAAAGCAAAUGACAAGUCAGAUGGCGAGGAUGACAGCAUGGAUGAAAGCCGGGAAGAUGGUGAAGAAGAAAUGGAUGCAGAGGAAGGUGAUUUUGAUGACGAAGAGGAGGUUGACGAUGAGGAUGAAGAGAGAGGGCAGUCCAAAGCAUCCCAUAAGAAAGUGACCUUUAACCUCUCUGGAGACGAGGACAGCGAGGGAGAGGACGUGGAGGACAUUUUUGGGAAAAAACCUCCUACAAGCUCAGCAAAGACUCCAUCACAGUCAUCAUUUGAGAAACGGCAAGAAAAGAUGUCAGAGAAGAUUGAUGAGUUGGAGAAAGCAGCUCUUUCAGACAAGCCCUGGCAGUUAACCGGAGAGGUAACAGCGCAGACUCGUCCAGAGAACAGCAUGCUGGAGGAAGAUGUGGAGUUUGAGCAGACAUCCAGGAUGGCCCCUAGUAUCACUGAGGAAACCACACUGCAGCUUGAAGACAUCAUCAAACAGAGAAUUAAAGACCAGGCGUUUGAUGAUGUGGUCCGAAAAGAGAAGCCCAAAGAGGAGGUGUUUGAGUACAAGAAGAGGCUAACGUUGGACCAUGAGAAGAGCAAGCAGAGUUUAGCAGAAAUCUAUGAGCAGGAAUACCUCAAGCAGAAUCAGAAAAAGACAGAGGCGGACAACCCAUCCCAUGUAGAAAUUCAAAAGCUUAUGGACACACUCUUCCUAAAGUUGGAUGCUCUCUCCAACUUCCACUUUACACCUAAACCAACUGUUCCCGAGGUCAAAGUGGUGUCUAACCUGCCAUCGGUCACAAUGGAGGAGGUGGCUCCAGUCAGCGCUAGUGAUGCUACACUGCUUGCACCAGAAGAAGUCAAGGUGAAGAACAAAGCAGGAGAUAUUCUGGGUGAUACUGAGAAGACGUCAACAGACAAGAAGCGUGAGAGACGCCACAAGAAGACUGUGAAGCGUGUAAAGAUCAAGGAGAAAGAAAAGAGACAGAAACUUAAAGAUGCCAGUACAACUGGAGAAAACAGAAAGCUGUCAAAGGCUGAAGUCGCAGAAAAUCUGAAGAAACUCACAAAAGGAGGCAAAGCCAAGUUACUUAAGGAUGAUGGGAAGGACAAGGCUCUGCGGUCCUCUCAAGCUUUCUUCUCUGAGCUGCAGGACCAGGUUAAAAGUCAGAUCAAAAGUGCAAAGGACCAGUCAUCAAAGAAAAAGAAACUCAAAGAGGUUUCUGUCGGCAAACUCAAGUUAUAACAACUGUGAUUUUUUGUUGUGGAAGAUCAACGUUUUAUUGUAUAGAUUCUUUUUUAUGAGAAAGCUGCAAUAUAUUAAAUCUGAAAGUAAUCCUUGUUAAAUGUUUCCAUUUUCAAUAAAAACCAAUCGAGUGAC
This is a messenger RNA of Cottoperca gobio, 2248 nucleotides long. It is a transcript of the gene mphosph10, whose product is annotated as M-phase phosphoprotein 10 (U3 small nucleolar ribonucleoprotein). The record is from RefSeq and is a predicted model, not a curated record. The transcript has 11 exons. Gene Ontology annotation, biological process: rRNA processing. Bases 68 to 2113 code for a protein of 681 amino acids. Lineage: Eukaryota; Metazoa; Chordata; Actinopteri; Perciformes; Bovichtidae. Gene Ontology annotation, cellular component: nucleus; Mpp10 complex; small-subunit processome.